UUAUAUCGUCUCUGUAUUUUCCUGUGUGUUUACCAUACAAGAUUAUUUAGUUCCUAAACUUUCGUUCCUAUUUCUCUGCGAGAUCUGAACGGUUAUCAGUCGUAUUCAGCCGACACCGAUUAACUAAAUGAAUUUUAUUUGAUCAUCUAUGAGUGAUAUGAUUUUCCUACGGAUAUGAAGUUAGUUUGACCUACUUUCGUGAGAUGUGAGAUUGAAAACUAACUAAAGCAAGGAAAAGUUUAUAACACAGAACAUUCAGCAUUUGAGUUUCUAAAAACAAUUAAUAUGGACGACAUUUUUACACAAGUUCGAGAAGGCAAUGCGUUUCAAGUCCGAAUGUGGCUGGACAACACUGAAAACGAUCUCAACCAAGGAGAUGACCACCGAUUUAGUUUAUUACAUUGGGCAUCCCGGGAAGGACGCACCAAUAUUGUGGACAUGCUUAUCCAGCGGGGGGCUCGCAUCAAUGCCACCAACAUGGGAGACGACACUGCUCUCCAUCUAGCAGCCAGCCAUGGUCACAGAGACAUCGUAGUAAUGCUUAUUCAUAACAAGGCUAACAUAAAUGCCAUUAAUGAACAUGGGAAUACUCCAUUACAUUACGCCUGCUUUUGGGGUCAUGAUUAUGUAGCAGAGGAUUUAGUCAACAAUGGAGCCCUUGUUGGAAUGGCCAAUAAAUUCGAUGAAACCCCUCUUGACAAGGCAACGAAAAGAUUGGCAAACAUACUCAAAGAUCGUGCUGUGCAACUUGGGCAGGACUUGCAGAAAAUACCAUUCAAAGACAGGAGUUGGUUAGGGUAUAAAACAAGAAGUAGAGAUGCACUGUUAUCACGACACACAGGAAUAGAUAUUGAUCAACUAAGUCUGACAACUCAUAUAGCCAACACUCACUCAGGGGAGGUUUGGAGAGGCCAGUGGCAGAAGAAUGACAUUGUUGCUAAGAUCUUGUCACUGCGAGAAUGCACUGUUAGGAACUCCAGAGACUUCCAGGAGGAAUUUCCCAGGCUUAGAAUCUUCAACCAUCCCAACAUAUUACCGGUAUUGGCUUGUUGCAAUCAACCUCCAAAUCUUGUAGUCAUAAGCCAGUUUAUGCCCUAUGGAUCUCUGUUUAAUGUCUUGCAUGGAGAAACAGGUAUAGUUGUGGAUCAGAAUCAAGCACUGAGAUUCGCCAUUGAUAUAGCUCGAGGCAUGGAGUUUCUCCACACCAUGGAACCUGCCAUACCCAACCUGAUACUCACCAGCAAACAUGUCAUGAUUGAUGAGGACUUGGCUAAGAUAAAUAUUGAUGACCCUAAGUAUUACGCACCUGAUGGCACCAUGAAUGGAGGGAUAGAUGAGGACUUGACCGCUCGGAUCAACAUGGGAGAUUACAAAUUCUCCUUCCAUGAGAGAGGUAAACUCUACGCUCCAGCUUGGAUGUCUCCAGAAGCCCUUCAGAGACGACCAGAGGACAUCAACCUGAAGGCAGCAGACAUGUGGAGCUUUGCUGUACUGCUGUGGGAACUUGAAACCAGAGAGGUGCCACACGCAGAGUUGUCUCCCAUGGAGACUGGAAUGAAAAUUGCCAUGGAGGGCUUGCGAUUGUCACUGCCACCUGGAAUCUCCUCCCACAUGGCCCGACUUGUCAAGAUCUGCAGCAAUGAAGAACCGGGAAAACGUCCCAAAUUCGACAUGAUUAUCCCCAUUCUGGAGAAAUUAAAGCAGAAAUAAGGGAAAAAUAAGAAUUUCUAAAAUAUAUACUGUCACAGACAAUUAUUAACCUGUGAUGAAUUUUAUCCACAAAUAGUGCCAAGUGUAUUUCACAUAGUACAUGUAUAAAUGUUUAUUUGUACUGUCAUUUAUGUAGGUGUGAAUGUUAGCAGUAUGUACAAUAAUGAAUUGAUCUGACAGUAAUGUAUAUAUAUAUGUAUAUAUCUAGUCUAUUGAAUUUUAAUGUGAAUAAUUGAAGCAAUAUUUCAAAUACCAUAUAAUGUAAAUUUAAAGUGCCUUUGAUAUCUAUUUUGAAGGGAGUCGUUAAUUUUCCUUUUAAUUUGUGCUGAAUGAAACUUCCCAUCGUCAGGUGCACUGACAUAUAAUUAGCUUGAAAAUACCUGUAACAAAUAUACCUGUAUUCCUCUUUUAUACCAAGUCGAAUAUACUAGUACCUGAUUACUUGGUAAGCAUACUGGCAUAUGUGUGAUGAUGUCAUCACUUCGUAGAUAUUGUGUUGUCUUGAGAUCAGAAUGAAUUAUGAAUGUAGUGUUCAAAGUCUUGUAAAAAGAAAAAAAAUUCACAAAGUGUGCUGAAUAUAUAAAAUAUAAAUAUGUGAGAUUCUUAUACUGGUGCUAAACUUAAAUGUAUGUUAUAUUGUAUUAAUUAAGUAAUAUAUUUCAUUUACCACACCAUAUCUUUGCUGCCGACCAUCAACAUAUUUGCUUUAUUAUGUUUCUAUUUCUGUGGUAUAUAUACCUGUUUAUGAAACAAGCAAUGUUAAUUUAUUUGUUUUAAACAUGUAUUCUUUUAGCGUUUUACUGUAUUGAUAGCAAGUUUUGAUAAAAGUAAAAAUUCAUGAGUAUACAAUGUAGAAGGUCAUAGGUUAAAAUGAAGAAAAAGAGACUUGCAUGACAUGAGAUAUGAAUACAUCAAUUGAAAUAAACUUUUUAAAUAUCUACAUUUAUUUUUAUGUGAUUUUCAACAGAAUAUGUUUGACAUAUAUUGAUUCUUACAUGUAUAAUUUUAUUUAAGUUUUGAAUUUCUGUACACUGCAGUUCAAAUAGAAUUUUUUUCUUACUAUACAUGCAUGCAUGUUAACAUAAUAUAAAAUUUGUAGAGAGUGGAAAUAUUUCAGUUUAUUGAUGAAAACAUUUUUACGUAUGUGUAUUACUAGAAGAUAAUUUUCGCUCUAGCUAGUGUGAAUUGGAAUAUUGUAUUCUAUAAUAAAAAAGGUCAACAAUAUUUA
This is a messenger RNA of Magallana angulata, 2938 nucleotides long. Its product is annotated as integrin-linked protein kinase-like. The transcript has 13 exons. Gene Ontology annotation, molecular function: protein kinase activity; protein binding; ATP binding. Gene Ontology annotation, cellular component: focal adhesion; stress fiber. The coding region runs from base 286 to 1710 and encodes 474 amino acids. NCBI's taxonomy places the organism in Eukaryota, Metazoa, Mollusca, Bivalvia, Ostreida, Ostreidae. The record is from RefSeq and is a predicted model, not a curated record. Gene Ontology annotation, biological process: integrin-mediated signaling pathway; cell-matrix adhesion; substrate adhesion-dependent cell spreading.